This is a messenger RNA of Nerophis lumbriciformis (worm pipefish), 1455 nucleotides long. It is a transcript of the gene ino80e, whose product is annotated as INO80 complex subunit E. NCBI's taxonomy places the organism in Eukaryota, Metazoa, Chordata, Actinopteri, Syngnathiformes, Syngnathidae. Gene Ontology annotation, cellular component: nucleus; Ino80 complex. The record is from RefSeq and is a predicted model, not a curated record. Gene Ontology annotation, biological process: chromatin remodeling.
UCGUAUUUUUUUGAUUGCGCAUGCGCACAUAAAAGAGAAGCUCCGCCCUCUCUCACGCAUGCAUGACGUACAGUGACGUGUAGGCGCAUCACGGCGUAAACAAAACAACAUGUCGCUGAGACAGACUCAAGGAAGAGAAAUGAACGGUCAAUCGGACGUGGAGGUCGAUUACAAGCGGAAGUACAGAAAUCUCAAGCGGAAGUUGAAAUUUCUCGUUUAUGAACACGAAUGCUUCCAAGAGGAACUGAGGAGGGCACAGAGAAAACUCCUCAAAGUCUCCAGAGACAAAAGCUUCCUUCUGGACCGGCUGCUUCACUAUGAGAGGGUCGACGAAGACUCCUCAGAUUCCGAUGCGACUGUUUCUUCGGAAAACAGCGAGGGAGAAGUGCUCCGGGAGAGGGAAAGAGAGCGAGAAGGCGCAAAGAAGCGAAGAAGUAACCCAGGCAUGUGUCUACCAUCGUCAUCCUCCUCGCCUCAUCUCUCUCUGCUGUCCCGUGCAGGUGGACCUUACCUCAACGCCAUGCCCUUCCCACCAGAGUAUUUGGCUCCACAGUCUGAACGAGUGAAGAAAGAGAGGAAAACAAAAGUGCCCAAAAGCAAGAAAGACACCACCGGGAAGAUGGCGGCUAAUUACCCAUCGUGCCCGGCGGUGACGGCUGCUUCGGCGGCCAGCGGGCCUUUCAGCUGGGUCCCCAGACAGAUGCUCAGCGGGGACGCUGCCGAGGAGGAAGGAGAGAGUGACUGCGACAGCGACAGAGGAGAUGAAGACAGAGGCGAGGGAGACGAAGCAGAGCUAGUCAUCGACAUCCCUAACGAGUGAGCUUGACUCUGUGUAUGUGUGUGUGUGUGUGUGUGUGUGUGUGUGUGUGUGUGUGUUGCAUAAAGAGAGGAUGGGCUGGAUUAAAGUGAUUUGUUGGAAGAGAAAAUACACCAUGUGAUCAAAAUUAUUGGGACACAUGGCCAUUAGGUCAAAGGGGACUGGUGUUCGACCUGUCUGUCACACAAUAUCUGCUCUAAUUCAUCCCAAAGCUGUUUGAUUGACUUUUUCCACCCCAAAUUCAUCCAAGCUUACUAUUACGGAUGAUGCUUUGUAUGCUGGGGAACAGAAAAGGACCUCAAAAUAUAAUUUAUAUGUAUAUUUAUGGGAAUUGAUGGUAAUAUUUUCAAAAUUGCAGGUUAGUUUAUAACGGGAAACCUUGUAAUAGUGUAACAGAAAGCUGCUGUAUUUAAAUUGAAACAUCUCAAAAUAAGUAAACCAAUAAAUCCUUGAAAUAAUCAACCACCACAUUUGUCAUACACAAUGUAAGGCGUCCUUGCACACAUGUUGAAAAUAAAUCACUAAUGCUUAAAGCAAUACUAAAUCACAAUGGGGUCCUGGCAGGACUAGUACUAUUGAUUAUUAUGUUGGAUCCACUAUGGACUGGACUCUCACAAUAUUAUGUCAGACCCACUCGA